AUCAAGCCACCUUGAUUAGUCCCACUGGUUCCAACUGGCACCAAAGCAGACUCCAUGGAGUUGGUUGCACUGGCUCCAGCCACGGCUCCGCAUUUUCAUCCGCCUCAAAGGACCUCUUCGCCCGUGCGAGGCACGGUGCGAGGGCAGACCGAACGCACCCGAAGCAGAUCGACGUGGUCAGCCUCGGUGGCCGCAACAUGGACUGCCGCCACACUACUGCGGAGCCCACGGGCGCGACGUCGUCGCCCUCCGCAUCGACCUGGAUCGCAGGUUGGAAGGAAGGCAACUGGCAGUGACAACCGCUACAAAAGCCUAGAGGCUUUUCUGGAGGCUCAGCGAGAGUCUCCGCCGACCACGGAUCCGUUGGGAGGGCCUUUGACACCGUACAACGACAGCCCUGUGGAUUGGAUCUUCAUCGCCGUUUUUCGUCAGGUGAUGUCUGGUGUGGCAAGCUGGCAGUCCCCGUUGGCCUUCUGGGGCACCGAGGCGUACGACGGCAUGCUGGAGGUUGCCCAUGCACAGCAGUGGGGAAGAACUUUGCAGGAAACAGAGGACUCUGCAUUGUCGGUGAUCGACAACCUGCUUCCAGAGGAGGGAAAGGCACGCUUCCGAUCAGCCUUGAAAGCUGACAAGUUUGGCACAGAGCUGAAUGCCUGGAUCACCGCAGCCUUUUUUCCUUUCAUGGUGGGCAAGUGUGAGGUGGAAGCGAGAAGUCAAGAGGAUCUUGCACAAAUACCAGAGGGAGAGGCUUGGAAUUGUGCGGUGAAGAUCGAAAAGUGCCGAUGGUUGGAAAAGAGUGGAUGUGUGGGCAUGUGUGUUGGUUUGUGCAAGCGGCCUAUGCAACGAAUGUUUGGCGAGGUUUUGGGCAUGCCGCUGUCCAUGGAGCCGAACAUGGAGGACCUCAGUUGCACCAUGGUCUUCGGCAAGAAGCCCGUGGAAUGGCAACAGGACGACCUCCGAGAUCAGCCUUGCUUCAGCACAUGUGCCACUGCUAGGUCGCAAGGCGCCUGUCCGAAAUUGACUUGACAAAAGAGUCACAAA
Durusdinium trenchii is the source of this 1041-nucleotide messenger RNA. The record is from the annotation of a GenBank genome assembly. Lineage: Eukaryota; Dinophyceae; Suessiales; Symbiodiniaceae.